This is a messenger RNA of Platichthys flesus (European flounder), 1656 nucleotides long. It is a transcript of the gene dpf1, whose product is annotated as double PHD fingers 1. Gene Ontology annotation, cellular component: nBAF complex. Lineage: Eukaryota; Metazoa; Chordata; Actinopteri; Pleuronectiformes; Pleuronectidae. The record is from RefSeq and is a predicted model, not a curated record. Gene Ontology annotation, biological process: nervous system development.
AUGUUGACAUGCGUAAAAAACCACUUCCCCCAAAGCUGUCACGGCGCGCUUCCGCCUCCCAUUGGCUGCUCGCUCCAGCCGCAGCCCCAGAGAAUGAAUGAAAUUGAAAUAGCUGCUACAUUACAUGUACAAUUCCGGGCUCUGCAGUGUUGCAUUCUAUCACACUGUAUCAAAAUGGCCACAGCGGUGCAGAACCCCCUCAAAUCGCAAUCUGGAGGUGCAGUCAUCAAGAACAGUCUUGGUGAGGAGUUUUAUAAGGAGGCCAUUGAACACUGUCGCAGCUACAAUGCCCGUCUGUGUGCCGAGCGCUCCAUGCGUCUCCCCUUCCUGGACUCCCAGACCGGCGUGGCCCAGAGCAACUGUUACAUCUGGAUGGAGAAGAACCACCGUGGACCGGGCCAUGCACCAGGUCAGUUGUACACAUAUCCUGCACGCUGCUGGCGCAAGAAGAGACGGCUAAACAUGUUGGAGGACCCACGGCUCGUCCCCAUCGAGUUCAAAAUUGACUACGAGGCUUCGCUAAAGAAGGAGGGGGGCAUCCCGGAUGGGCCUGUGCUGGAGUCGCUUCUCGCCGGGGAAACCCUGGACAAGAAGGUAGAAACCAAGGAAGAAGAGCCAAUGAGCGAGUGUCAGAAGUUGCUUGUCGGGGAUUUCCCUCACGACCUGGAGGUGGAUGAGAUGGAGGAGGACGUUCCGAAGCGCAAGAACCGUACCAAAGCACGGGCCUACGGCGUCGGGGGCAUGAGAAAGAGACAAGAGCUGCCUGCCAUUGAAGACAGAGACAAGCCUUACGUCUGUGACAUUUGUGGAAAGCGCUAUAAGAACCGCCCAGGGCUGAGUUACCAUUACACUCACACCCACCUGGCAGAUGAGGAGGGGGAGGAAGACUCAGAGAGACAUACACUACCCUUCCAGCGCAAGAACAACCACAAGCCCAAGAAAGCACCGGACGGCUCAGUGAUCGCCAACGGCUACUGUGACUUCUGCCUCGGUGGUUCAAAGAAGACCGGCUGCCCUGAAGACCUUAUCUCCUGUGCAGACUGUGGACGCUCAGGCCACCCAUCCUGUCUGCAGUUCACAGUGAACAUGACGGCUGCUGUGAGGACUUAUCGCUGGCAGUGCAUCGAGUGCAAGUCCUGCAGCCUGUGUGGCACCUCUGAAAACGAUGACCAGCUGUUGUUUUGUGAUGAUUGUGACAGAGGCUACCACAUGUACUGUCUGAGCCCUCCCAUGUCUGAACCACCAGAGGGGAGCUGGAGCUGUCAUCUGUGUCUGAGACAACUGAAGGAGAAGGCCUCAGCCUACAUCACCCUCACUUAAUCUGCGAAAGCUGCGCCUCGUCCUCUCGGCCCUUCAUCCUUUCCCAAGCCACCUCUCCAACGCCCCCCUCUCUGUGCCUCAGCUGCCUCCCUCCUCCUCUGAUCUCCUCGUCGCCACCUCCUCCACAGCUUGUCCCCGCGACCUUUGACAUGACCGAGCACACAGCACCCACAGCUCCAUACUCAUUCUUAAAACCAUUCUCCAGCAGCAAGCCAACCUCUGUCCUUUGUGUCAUACACGCUCCCUGUUGUGCUUGAGCGGCCUCCACCCUUACUUCUGAGGAAUUCAUCAGCUGACUAUAAGUUUGCUAGUGAGACAAACACUCCAGCCUGCCAA